Guyanagaster necrorhizus is the source of this 1097-nucleotide messenger RNA. RefSeq lists its product as uncharacterized. The record is from RefSeq and is a predicted model, not a curated record. Gene Ontology annotation, cellular component: endoplasmic reticulum; endoplasmic reticulum membrane. NCBI's taxonomy places the organism in Eukaryota, Fungi, Basidiomycota, Agaricomycetes, Agaricales, Physalacriaceae. The coding region runs from base 139 to 846 and encodes 235 amino acids. Gene Ontology annotation, biological process: 'de novo' protein folding. The transcript is spliced from 4 exons.
CCAUCACCGUCGUCGCUACCGUUUCGUGGCUUUCAUACGCUUUCUUCUCGCUCUGCCAGCGGAUAUCUGCCGCCAAUACUACUGCCAGUUCUACCUCUCGACACGUUCAUAAAAAGUGCACUAGGAUUGAACUUUAUAAUGAUUUUCAAUCCCCUCGUCGCUCUGGUGCUUGCGGUCCUGCCGGCUCAUAUAUUCGCUCAAGAUAUUGUAUAUGACUCCAUACACAACAAGACUGUCAUUACCGGUACAUGGGCGACGGGGAGCAAAGCUGUCCAGACAGGCUCGGGUUUCGCCAUUCCGUCGAAUGCGUCUUUUAUCUAUCCAUCCGUGACUGGGAUGUCCUUCUCAUUUGCUGACAAUAUGUGGUUUGAGGUCGCACGAUAUCGCUUUAACUCUAAUGCUACCAAUCCGGGAUGUAUCACUGGUGUCGUUGGAUGGUUCCACGGCACUUAUGACCUCGUAGCCAACGGCUCCAUUAUCCUAACACCCAAUGGUGAUGGAUACCAGCAGAUCCAAGAUCCAUGUGCCGCCACCUCCAACUUUGUUGAGAAUUACAAUGAUACCGAGCUCUAUCAGAGUUGGCGGAUAUUUGAGGACACCACGGAUGGCUUUAAAUUACAUCUGUUCGAGUUUGACGGCUCGCCUCUGCCGCCUAUGUUCCAAGUAUCAACGACGCCCCAGAUGCUUCCUACUGAGAAGCUACGGGAUACGACAGAGUCUACGACCACAUCAUCGAGGAAACGGUCGUUGCUGCGCCGGAGUACAAAUGCCGGUGUUUCGAGUACCGUAUGUCUCGCAUUGACGGUGGGAGCGUCGGCGAUGAGCCUACUUGCGUUGGUACUAUAGAUGAUGUGGGAUACGUGGAUAUCGAGGUAUUGACUGCACCGACUACCCCUCCACCGCAUCACUUCGCAUUGUUAGGACUUUGGACCAUUAUCACGCUCCGAGUUGCCUCGUUCGCAUUUCUUGUUGUCGUAUAUACAAUAACUCGGAUACCCCUGCCAUUUUUAUCUGCCUACAAUGGGCCCCUUGCAUUCCGCUCUUUUGAAUUCUCACUGCAAGCAGUCUUAUUGUUGUUAAUCGUAGUUUAUGUUUUU